GUAACUUGAAAACGGCUGGAGAGUUUGUUCACUUCUUAUUUGUUUAUAUAGAUGCUCAUUAGCACGAGGUUUGAUAUGGAGAUGUGUUUCAGAAUAUCUCUGAUGUUUCUGCUCAUGACUGCUGAUGUUGAGAGUCAGUAUCUUCUGGAAAUGAAUUACAGCCCUUCAUAUGUUUGUGCAUUAAGGGGAUCAACAGUAACAGCGCAUUGUGCUUUACAAUAUCCUCUUGGUUAUUCUGUCACAACAGCCUUCUGGACCAAAUCAGUUUAUAUACAUGGAACAGAACCACCAAACCUGUGUUUAGACACAAAUUACAGAGGAAAGAUUCAGUGUCACAAUCAAACAACUUUCGGUAUCACACUGACACAAGUGACAGAAGCUGAUAAACACAUCUACUACUGUGGAUUAACAACAAACUGUGGAUACAACUGUAAUAAUGUAUGGACAGGAGUUCCUGGAGUUCAGCUUGAUGUCACAGACCUGCAGGUGGAGAAAAAUCAGCGAGUGAAAGAGGGAGAUUCAGUGACUCUUACAUGUAAAACCACCUGCAGUCUGACUGAAAAAACAACAUUCAUCUGGUACAGAAACACACAGAGAUUCACUAAAGGAAGAAUUACAUUGAAUCAACUUCACCUGCAGUCAGUCAGUCGUGAUGAUUCAGGAGUUUAUAGAUGUGCUGCUGCUGUAAGAGGAUCUGAACGUCUUCUGUCCUCUCAUGAUGUUUAUCUCAGAGUAGGAGAUGUUGAUGGUCAGCAGGGUUGGGGAGUGAAUUACAGGCCUUCAUAUGUUUGUGCAUUAAGAGGAUCAACAGUGAGAAUAAACUGUACUUUAAAAUAUCCAUCUGGCCAUGUGGUGAAUAAAGGCUUCUGGACAAAAGUUGCAUAUUUACCUGCUGGAGAACCACCUGACCUGUGUUUGGACCCAGAAAACAAAAGAAGAGUUCAGUGUCACAAUGAAAAUAAAGACACUCACAACAUCACUUUGAAAGAUGUGACAGAUGCUGAUAAACACAUCUACUACUGCAGAUUUAUAACAAACCAAACAGAUGGUAAAUAUACAGGAGUUCCUGGUGUUCAGCUUGAUGUCACAGACCUGCAGGUGGAGACAAAUCCGAGAGUGAAAGAGGGAGAUUCAGUGACUCUUACAUGUAAAACCACCUGCAGUCUGACUGAAGAAACAACAUUCAUCUGGUACAGAAACAAUCAGAGAUUCACUAAAGGAAGAAUUACAUUGAAUCAACUUCACCUGCAGUCAGUCAGUCGUGAUGAUUCAGGAGUUUAUAGAUGUGAGUCUGCUGUAAGAGGAUCUAAACGUCUCUUCUCUCCUGAUGUUUAUCUUAAUGUUGAGUAUGCACCAAGAAAUGUUGUGGCAUCCAUCAGUAGAUCUGGUGAAAUAAUGGAGGGUGAUUCAGUGAAUCUGAUCUGCAGCAGUGAAUCAAAUCCACCUGUUCACAACUACAACUGGUUUAAGGUGAAUGAAACAUCAUCUGUUGGAUCUGGACAGACGUACAGCAUCACUAACAUUAACUCCAGUCACAGUGGAUGGUUUUACUGUGAGGCUCAGAAUGAGAUCGGAUCUCAGAGAUCUGCUGCUGUAUCUGUCACAGUAACAGGUGAUCUGUUCACUAUUAAAUCUUUCUGUGUGUUUUUCUUGUUUACCUGA
Molecule: messenger RNA, 1662 nt
Organism: Paramisgurnus dabryanus
Lineage: Eukaryota; Metazoa; Chordata; Actinopteri; Cypriniformes; Cobitidae
Source: RefSeq, a predicted model, not a curated record